Vigna unguiculata (cowpea) is the source of this 1755-nucleotide messenger RNA. RefSeq lists its product as uncharacterized. Gene Ontology annotation, molecular function: ubiquitin protein ligase activity. Lineage: Eukaryota; Viridiplantae; Streptophyta; Magnoliopsida; Fabales; Fabaceae. The record is from RefSeq and is a predicted model, not a curated record.
AUGAACCCUCAUGGUGGCUCAGCUGGAGAAGCUAAUGCAAACAACCAAAAUUAUACGAGGCCUCACUUUUCUGGUCAUUCACAGGAGAUGCCACAUCCCUUAUUUCCCUACUUGGUUAUGGACCGCACGUUUCCUCAGCCAGUAUUGAAUCUCCCUGAAGAAGGAGCCUACAACAUUGGUGCCACAACUGAUGUUCCACUUCAGGAAAACCCUAAUGUUGUACCACCUGAGGAAGAAGAUGUAGACAGGUAUCUGAACUUUGACAUGAUCCCUGAGGUUGCAACAAUAUCUCCUGCCAUGGAUCCAAGUUCAAACAUUGUUGCACUUGGCGUGAAUGAAAGCGACUCAAACAGCGUCAACAACAUAUCAAGAAAAAGAAGCCUCCCUGAAAGUGCUUCUCGACAGAUAGAGGAACCCAAAAGGCUUGAUACUCGGUCUCAGGUGAGAGAUACCCGCAAUGUGAUUCCACAGAGUGCAGGAACAACGAUUCCAUCAACCAACAUGAGAGCUGACUCCAUGGAUAAUACUAAUCAUACAACAGGUUCUCAUGUUCAACCUUAUACUUCAACACAUUCCCUUCACUCAUCUUUCCAACCCUCACACCCCGUUCAGCCUCCAUCUUUUCACAGUACUCCAUUCAUGUCUAAUCCUGCCUUGACCGUAAACACCAUGACCGCCAUGAAUGCUCCUCACUCAAUAUCCUCUCCCUUUCCACACGCUGGAAUGGAUAUUAUAGCUCCAAUUUAUGAACGUGGGAGCUACAUGUUUGGUCCGGUCGUAACAUCAAUGGGUAAUUUUCCCACUUAUCGACCAAACUGGUCUUACGUUGAUACUGAUAGAGAUACUGCUAGAAGGAGUCUUGCUUUUGUUGUCCCCCAUCCGUUCGAACCCCCGGAAUUGCAAGCAGUGCAGUUACUGCCUGGAAUUGUGGGCAAUGGUGGCGGAGUUAGUAUUGGUGGAGCGAAUACUUACCACCCUCUGACUGAUCAUGCAAGCUCUUCAACUUGGUUUCCUCCACAGGGCUCAGGAGGAAUGCACCAUUUUGGUGCAGUAAUUAGUCCUGCCACUCAGAAUCUCCAGAGUCUUAUGCAAACAUCAUCACCUGCAAUUCCACCCAUUUUCAUUCAUGAACCCGCUUUUCCGCUACCACAAUUUCCUUCUGAGGAAACCAGAAGAGGACUUCCAAAUGAGGUUCAAUCUCUCCUUAAUUCUUUAAGCGAUGGUCAAGCUCUCAGGUUCGAGGAGUUGAUGAUUCUUGACUACUCACUUGUGUUACGUGCGUUUGAGAGAGAGCACCCUGAACUAUUUGAGACAUCAUCGCGAUCCACUGGCCUGAGUCUUGAAACGAUAACGCAAUACAUGGAGCGUGAAACUUUCUUGGUUGUUGAUGGAGAUGAUUCAGAACAAAAUAAAGAAAAAUGCAUCGUUUGUAUGGAAGAAUUUUGCAACGGAGAGGGUAUUGGGAAGCUGCAUUCUUGUGUGCACAAGUUUCACUUUGAUUGCAUCAAAACUUGGCUCAACCGCAAGAACGUUUGCCCCGUCUGCAGAAGAACUGGGUUGGAAACGCCUAAUGACCAAAAUGUAGAAGGUAAAGCUGCAGAUGCAGCUGUGGUUCACGAUGAAGGUCACAGUCAAUAGUUCCUCACUGAAACUUCUAAAGACUGUGAUUGCAGAGAGCGCGUAUUUGAUUCUUGAUCACAAAUGAGCUUAAACGCAUGCAAGACUAUUUUUUCUUUUCUUUUAAUGGAUUUUUUA